Molecule: messenger RNA, 2055 nt
Organism: Rotaria sp. Silwood1
Lineage: Eukaryota; Metazoa; Rotifera; Eurotatoria; Philodinida; Philodinidae
Source: the annotation of a GenBank genome assembly
AUGCUCUCAGGCAGUUCACCAUUUCAAUAUUCUUUUGAAAGUAGUAGUCUUGAGCAAAUAGCGAGUUUCUACUACAAUCAUCUCAAUUUAAAUAAAUCAACAGGUAUCUUAAAUAUAACUCAAGCAUUAGCUUCGUUAGAAAGUUACAAUUUCGUAAUUAUUGUGACCAAUGCUAUAUCGACAACAAAUCUUUCAGUUGUUAUUCAAGUUCCACCUUCUUAUAAUGCAACAGUAAUUUGGAAAUAUUCUAAUCAAUACGUAUCAGCUAGUAUUACAACUACUCUAGAAUAUUCAGGCAGUGCAACUAUACCAUAUAUUCCAAUAAAGAUUUGGAUAGAUGACACUAUUUCAACAGUGUUGACUAGUGAUAGUCAAGGACAGUUUAGUGGAGUUUAUCAACUAUCGAAUAAUUUUUUUGGACGUCAACUAGAAAUUGCUGCUUCACAUCCCGUUUUUAUGCUAUCACCGAUAGCUCAAGAUGUUGUAUUCGUUGAAUAUAUUCGAAUUUCAUUUUCUCAAUGGAUCUAUUGGAUAUAUGCAGCUUAUCCAGUAACUUUAACUGAAUUUGUUACUAUACAAAAUCAAGGUAAUUUUGAUUUGAUAAAUGUCACUAUAAAUUUGACAUAUAAUUCCCAAUGUAUUCAAUAUUAUUCAUUUUUUCCAUCCGUGAUUAAUAUUUUACCAGCAUCAUCAAGUAUAAAUGUAUCACUCUUAAUUCUUCUGAAUUGUUUAAUUUCAAACGAAUAUAUGACUUUUUCUGUACAUGAAUCUCGACUAUUUACAUUAGCUUCAUCAGCAUUUAUUCUUAAUAGUCAAUGGAGCUGUCGAACACGAAAUAAUUGCAAUAAUUAUGGAUCUUGUAUUGAUAAUGAAACAUGUUCAUGUACGAAUUCAUACUCUGGUGAUUCAUGUCAACAAUGUGCUUCGAAUCUAUUCGCAUAUCCAUCAUGUGUUCAAUGUCCAGUAUGCGUUCGAGGUCAAGCAAGAUGUAACAGUUCAGUUGCCAUUUGUGACUGUAUCGAUAAUAUACGAAUCUAUGGUUCAUUAUGUCAAUAUUGCCAACAAGGAUAUUAUGGUGCAAAUUGUGAGGCCAUUCCAAUUGUUUUUUCAUUAUCGCCAACAUCAGGUCUUGAAUUGACUAACGAAACAUUUGUAACUUUAACUGGUAACAAUUUUCGAAAUGUAUCAUCAUUCUGUCUAUUAAAUGAUGAAAAUCAAACGAUAUCCAUUUCGGCAGCAUUCAUUAAUACUCAACAAAUGGUAUGUGUCUUUAAUUCUCAUCCAGCCGAAUCUAUUCGAGUUCGUCUCGUACAAAAUAAUUCUGUCGUUCUUUCCGCGAAUAUUUUAAUAUAUAGAUAUUUGCCUAGUUGUCCAUUAAGCGGCUGCAACCAAGGAGAAUGUGUCAUGGGUAAUUGCCGAUGUCGAUAUCCAUAUUUCGGAAAAAAUUGUUCAUCAUUGCCAAUUCCACCUCGUCUUAUGUCGAUACCCAAUUUGACUUUAGUCGAAAUGUCGUCAUUAAGUUUUAACUUAUCUCAAUAUCUCAUACAAGGUGAUUUACCUUUAGCAUGGCUCUUCAUCGGAAAUGUUCCGAAUGGUCUAUCAAUUGAUUCAUUGACUUCAUUAUUACCAUGGACAUCAGCAAUAGCUUCAUUGACCGACUACAUCAUCACAGUUAAUGUUUUACAAAAUUCAACCGGUGUCAUUUCUCAACAAACCUUUUCAAUAUCCGUACCUUUGACAUACAACGUUAGUGUUCAAUUUCGACAAUCACAUCAAAUAUUGACGCAUAGUAUUACUAGAUUAGCAAUUAUUGGACAAAUCAAUAUAUUCGAUAAUCGAACAAUAUCUUCACAAAAUCGAAUAGCAAAUGUAUGGAUCAUGAUUCAUAAUGUUCGUCGAUAUUUAUCUACAAUAAAUAUACCUAAUGGAUCGAAUACAUUCACCGUUUAUUAUACUCCUCUAACAAAUGAAUAUGGAACUUUGUGUGUUGGCGGUCAACAUCCUGCUGAUCAAUUGAAUAAUAUUCCACAAGAUUAUUUGACUCUACUCGGUUAG